AUGAACAGAGACUUACACAAUGUGGUCAGCGAAAACAGGGAGAUUGAUGACCGAAUAAGCGGUUGCAAAAACGAUCUCACAGAGUUGAAGAGGCCAACGUUGCUCUGUUUUCUGAGCUUGGAGAACAUGCAAGAACUGGGAAAAAAUUUCUUGUUUCUUCUUCUUUUCUCUUUGCAAAAGCUUGAACAUGAAAGUAAAACGGGGAAGACGAGUGAAGAAGUAUUUGUAGACCCAUGGGAAUAUUGUGAUCUUGAAGAUAUUAAGUUCAAUGGUAGCUUCUUCACUUGGAACAACAAACAGGAAGGCAAAGAUAGGAUAUAUGCAAAAUUAGACAGAUUUUUAGCUAAUAGGCAGUGGAGGGAUAAAUAUAGUACAACUGAGGUAACUUUUCUCCCUGAAGGUGAGUUUGAUCAUUCUCCUGGUCUUCUCUCAAUAUAUCCUCAUAUGCAGAAUAUCAAAAAGCCAUUCAGGUAUUUUAACUUUUGGAAAUAUCUGGUUGGUUUUACUGAUAUCGUGAAGGAGUCUUGGUUGGUCAAAAUAGAAGGUCCGCCUAUGUACUGUUUAGUUUCUCAUCUAAAGCAUCUCAAAAUGGGGUUAAAAGAAUUGAAUAGACAUGGCAGAGGAAAUGUAGAGAUUCAAGAUCAUGAUAGCUAUAAUAAUUUAAUUCAGAUUCAACAGAAAUUGCAAAGUUAUCCUGGCAAUAUUCAGCUUAUUGAGGAAGAAAAUAAGGCUCGGCAGGUGUAUAGAGAGGCUCACAGGAAUUACAUGAGUUAUCUUAGUCAAAAAGCUAAGAUUGCUUGGCUAAAAAGUGGAGGUGAGAAUACUAAAUUGUUUCAUGCUAGUCUAAAGAAGAGAAGACAGCACAAUACAAUCUACUCUAUUCAAGACCAGGAUGGUAGAUGGAUUGAUACUCGGGAGGGGGUUAUAACUGCUUUUCUAGAUUUUUAUAAAUCUCUGUUGGGAACCUCUAAUCCUCAUAGAACUAGAGUUCACAAGAGAUUGGUGCAGGAAGGGACUUUGAUAUCUCAGUCUCAGACUAAUUGGUUGGUGCGUGAUUAUACUUUAGAAGAGGUGAAAGAGGCUCUGCAUUCUAUUCCGGAUGAUAAAGCUCCAGGGCCAGAUGGUUUUAGUAGUGGUUUUUUCAAGGAUACUUAG
This is a messenger RNA of Humulus lupulus (European hop), 1155 nucleotides long. RefSeq lists its product as uncharacterized. The transcript is spliced from 2 exons. The record is from RefSeq and is a predicted model, not a curated record. NCBI's taxonomy places the organism in Eukaryota, Viridiplantae, Streptophyta, Magnoliopsida, Rosales, Cannabaceae. The coding region runs from base 1 to 1155 and encodes 384 amino acids.